Messenger RNA from Mesorhabditis spiculigera, 531 nucleotides. NCBI's taxonomy places the organism in Eukaryota, Metazoa, Nematoda, Chromadorea, Rhabditida, Rhabditidae. The record is from the annotation of a GenBank genome assembly.
AUGCAAUCGAAGGAGAAGAACAAGAAGUCGGGCAAGGACACGAAGAAGACGGCCGGAUCGAAGGAGAAGAAAGCGGGCGGCUCAAAAGAGAAGAAGGCGGGCGGCGGCGCGUCGAAGGAGAGGAAGGCGUCCAAGGAGGGCAAGCACAAAGUUGAAGUCGAGAAGAAAUCGCCCGGAAACGAUGAGCCAAAAGCCGACGACAAACCGAAGGAGGAGAAGCCGAAAACGGACGAUGAAAAGGAUACAAGCAAGUCCAAGUCGGACCCGAAGUCCGACCGGUCGGACGAGUCGGUGAAAACGGAGCGACAACCCAAGAAGUCCAUCAUGCAGAAGCUCGUCGGCGUCUUCAAGAAGAAGCCGGCCGCCGGCAAAUUAGCGGAUGUUGACUGGGAUCAGCCGGACCCGUCGCCCGGCACGCUCAACCCGCAAGACAAAGCCCCGGAAACCGAUGGAGCCAAGAGCCCGGAGACGCAGCCCGCCCCCGAUGGUGCCGCCCCGCCAGCUGCUGCAGCUCCCGAGAAGUCUGAGAAU